UUUGAUUGACCUUUUAAAUUCUGUAUGAUUUCCCUAAAAGGAACAUUGAAAUCCUAGCCCUAACCCAAAUAUAUCAAUAAGCUUGCAAUUAAAAACUGUACAAGCUGUUGCUAUUCUACCUUUCAGUUAGUGAAACAAUAGGGAAAUACCUGAGAAGGGUCAUAAGCCUUAUUCUUAGUGGGGUUCUGCCUGUGCUUCCAGUGUCAUCCUGUGAGUUGAUGCAGUUGCUUUUGAAAAAUUGAUCUUAAGUGAAAUAUUUCAUGAGUAAAAUCAGUGUUUGUUGGGGGGUAAAUGAGAUGAUUUUGUUGGCAUUUGAAAUGCAAAAUCUUUAAUAUGCUGGUACAAACUGUGGGACAUCCUGGAGUUAGAACUCUACUGUGUAGUUCCAUGAAAAAAUGGUUUCAUGAGCCUAAACUCGUGUUUGAAAUGCUUAAUCUAUCCCAACUGCAUAACUUGCAGUUUGUAGCUCCUGCUGUAGUUGAUGAGUCCUCUUGAGGAGAAGAAGCACAACAAAAUAUGCUGGCAUAGCAAUUUAUGGCCUUAGUACAGCUUUCAGAAGAGAGAAAUUAGGUGGCUUGAGAGAAAUACAACAGUGGUAAAAGGUUGAGCUCCAUCAAAACACUAAAUUUGUAAUGAAAUGGAGUCUGGGUCAAGCUCCUUUCGAGUGGAAUUUCCAGAUUUUUCUAGCACCAUAUUGCAGAAGUUAAACCAACAGCGCCAGCAAGGACAAUUAUGUGAUGUGUCCAUUGUGGUUCAAGGCCAUCUUUUCAGAGCCCAUAAAGCUGUUCUUGCAGCUAGUUCACCUUACUUCUGUGAUCAGGUUCUCCUGAAAAACAGCAGGCGAAUAGUCCUGCCUGAUGUGAUGAAUCCUAGAGUAUUUGAAAACAUUCUUCUGUCUACCUAUACAGGCCGGCUGGUAAUGCCUGCACCAGAAAUUGUUAGUUAUCUGACAGCAGCAAGUUUCCUUCAGAUGUGGCACGUAGUGGAUAAGUGCACUGAAGUGCUUGAGGGAAACCCAACAGUUCUGUGUCAGAAGAUGAAUCAUGGCAGUGACCAUCAGUCCCCAAGCAGUAGUAGCUACAAUGGCCUUGUUGAAACCUUUGAACUUGGCUCUGGAGGACAGACAGAAUUCCACAAAGUGCAGGAACUAAGGGAUGGUGAAAAUGAAGAAGAGAGCUCUAAAGAUGAACUGUCGUGUCAGCUGACAGAACAUGAGUAUCUUCCCAGUAAUUCUUCAACAGAACACGAUAGACUUAGCACUGGAAUGACCAGUCAGGAUGGGGAAGAGGGAACUAGCGAUAGUGCAGAGUACCAGUAUACCAGACCAAUGUAUAGCAAACCCAGUAUCAUGUCUCACAAGCGGUGGAUCCAUGUGAAACCAGAAAGGUUUGAACAAGACUGUGAAGGCGUUGAUAAUCCUUAUGAUGAACACCAAGUUUCUGAAUCCAUGAAUACCAUCCAGGCAGAUCACUCAAUCCAGUCUUCAGGUGUUGAAGAUUUUCACAUAGGUGACAAAAAGAUGGAAGCAGAAUUUGAUGAACAGGCAGAUGAAAGUAAUUACGAUGAACAAGUUGACUUCUAUGGGUCGUCUAUGGAAGAAUUUUCUGGUGAAAGGGCAGAUGGAAAUUUAAGUGCUCACAGACAGGAUCUUAUGAUGGCAGCAGGCUAUGGUGAAAGCAUUGAUAUGGCUGCUGGGAUUAAAGAAGAAACGUCUCUCACUGGAUUUUCCCAUGCCGAUAAGCUCUAUCCUUGUCAGUGUGGAAAAAGCUUUACACACAAAAGUCAGAGAGAUCGGCAUAUGAGUAUGCACCUUGGUCUUCGACCUUAUGGCUGUGGUGUCUGUGGUAAGAAAUUCAAAAUGAAACACCAUCUUGUAGGCCAUAUGAAAAUUCAUACAGGCAUAAAACCGUAUGAGUGUAACAUCUGUGGGAAAAGAUUUAUGUGGCGGGACAGUUUUCAUCGGCAUGUGACCUCCUGUACCAAGUCCUAUCAGGCUUCUAAAGCUGAGCAGAAUACUACUGAGAUGAACUAAGACAUUAGUGCUUACAUUUGUUUGGUAGAGUAAGAAAAAUAAACUAAUUAUGCAAAUAAUGUCUGGUACUUGCUAUUGUACAUUCUCAAAAAAAAGUUUUAAUAAGUAUGCUGGUAUAAACAGAUCAAAUGUAUUUUGCUUCCUGCAAUAUUACUUCGGGUGUUUAUUGUGGGAAGUGCAUGUGGUUAAUCUGAAAGGUGCCUGCAAAAUGAGGUCUGAGAUCGAUUGUAAUCACAGCAGUAUUUAGAAGCCGUCUUGUAUUUCCAAGUCAUCUAAAUUCACAGUAAAACUCAGCUCUAAAUUGCCAAAAAUCCUGAAAAUACUUAGAUGAAUGAGAAAUUCAGGUUCUCAGGUUCCAUUAAUUUUCCUUAAUGGAAAAGAAAAUUAAGAUGAUCAAACUGGCUUAUACGACUCACAUUUAAAUGAAGAAAAAAAAGAGAAUUCCAUCUCAAGGUGAAGACUGCCAACAUACUUAACAUGCAUCAUUAGGUAGUGUGCAUCAUUCAGUAGCCUUUGUUGUAUUGCUUAAUGAAAGGCAGUGGUAAAGGUGGUUUGUCUUUCCAUUAUCCAUAUUCUUUUUUAAAAAUUUUUCUUCAGUAAAAUAAAUGUCUAAUUUUGUGCUGAUUUCUAUUUAGAGUCUGUAAUGCACUUACAGUUUUCACUAUAUAAACUUCAGUAUAUAUUAAGUAUACGUCAUACUUGCUCUUCUAGGGUCUAAUGCUGUACGACUCUUGACUUCAUUAGAUUUUAAUUACUAUGUUGUGAGAGCUUCUAGAAGUGUGUGUAAUAAGUAUGUCUUAUUAAAAAAUAAGACACCAACUAAAAGUAAAAUGUAACGUUUGAAACUUAGUCAAAACGGUCAAAUAUUUAAAGUGUAAAUUUCUAUUCAAAUUUUUGUGGCUUACUACAGUAGCAAGUACCAAACUCUGGAUUCAUGAACUGACUUGUUAUUGGUACAAGAACUUCUUUGAGAACUUCUAUCUAGUUUUAGAAACCUACUUGAGGAAAAUUACAUAGUCAUUGAUAGGUAUUUAUACUUUUAAUUCUUUACUAUUUGAAUAGUAUAUAAUACUGAUUCUUGGUACUGAACUACUGUGACUGGUAAUCACAAGCAGAGAUCUUGUUUACUUCCUCGAAGUUGCUUGUGGAAAAAAGUAGGAAGCAUGUGAUUUGGAUCUUCUAAUGGUACUGCAGAACAUGGUACCAUGCUUAUGUCUGAAGCUGGUAUUUUUGCUGAGAAAGUGACACUUGUUCUAUGUUAAGAUGAAGAUCUAUGUGUGGGGCUCUCAUUCAUGGAGAUAGAUGGAGCAGUGAGUAUAGUUCUAAGGGAUGCUGCCAGCUCUGCAGAUUGAGUAAAGGCAUCCGUUGAAAGGUGACAACAGGAUCUUGGGGUUGAAAGCUUAAUGCAGUCCAAUGCAAAAGCAAUUGCUUCUUAGUAAGCAAAAGCUUCUUCGUAGCUUACUGAAAUAUGACAAGGAAAGAACAUACAUAGAAUAUAAUAGAAAGAGGUGAUAACCAAGUACAGUGCUGUCCACAUGGGGAAAAAGUUAACCAGCUUUAAAGACCUAAGCCUCUCUGGCCCCAAUUUCUGUAUUAGGCACUGCUGUGUGCAGGAUAAUGUACUGGAACAGAUGACCCUGUAUGGUGAAGCAAAACCACACAAAGAUUAUUACACUUCAGAUUCUUCUUUGAACUCCCAGUUACAAAUUGUCUUAAGGUACAACUGAACUGUAUCCUGAAAGUGAAUGUCUGCUGCAAGAUGAGGGUUUUCUACUCAGUGAGCUGUAAUUACUGUAAUUUCUUUACUGGCAUUCUACUUAAAAACUUUUUUUUUUUUUAAGAGGCUCUUAAUUAUUAAUCUUCUAAUGCUUCAAAUAUUUUUUCAUAUGGAAUACAGAUGCUCCCAAGUACAAUGAACCCAUUGCUGGCAAUGGGCAUAAAUGAUCAGCGCCACAGAGUUCCUGUUCUCAGCACUUAAUUAAACUCUACAAAUACCAUGGUGGCUAUGUUUAACCUUUGUGAUCAAGGUACUGAAACAGGGAUUUUGCUCAUUAACACUGUAACCUGCUUAAUGUAUAGCACUUUGUAUUUAAACAAAACAAAACCAAAAAAAAGAAAAAACAA
Molecule: messenger RNA, 4156 nt
Organism: Vidua macroura (Pin-tailed whydah)
Lineage: Eukaryota; Metazoa; Chordata; Aves; Passeriformes; Viduidae
Gene: ZBTB43
Product: zinc finger and BTB domain containing 43
Exons: 2
Coding region: 638-2032 (464 amino acids)
Biological process (GO): regulation of transcription by RNA polymerase II
Molecular function (GO): RNA polymerase II cis-regulatory region sequence-specific DNA binding; protein binding; DNA-binding transcription factor activity, RNA polymerase II-specific
Source: RefSeq, a predicted model, not a curated record